GCGCGCGGAGUUGGGGGGAGGGGAUGGCGUGGGAAGGAGAGGGUUAAAGGUGGGGCCGGCCCUACAAACGCGCGCACACACUCCUUACUCAGACCUAGUCGCACGCGAGUCCCUGGCACUUAGUUGAGGCUAGGGGGGCGGUAGUGGGGCCUCUGCCUGGGCCCUUUGCACCCCAACUUCGGGAGGUCAGGGGCCCCAGUGUGUGAACCCACACCUCCUGGCUGAGCCCCCUUUGCCUGGCACACAUACGCUCCAACGCGCGCACACACACCUCGGACAGUCCCAUAGUGCCUCACGUGACACAGCCCUAACGUGCCCCCUGCCCACACGCUCAGGCACGCGUGCACACACAGCCUCCCACACUUCCUAACUCCACGCUGACCCCUCUCCGCCCCCAAGGUACUCAUUGACUGUGACACACCUACACUCAUUCACAGACACACUCCCCCCACACGCCAGCCACAGACACAGAUUCAUAAACAAGGCCGGGAGAAGUACACACGCACCCCCUCACUGCCUACUCUUUCUUUCGGGAGCCCUGAGUCAUUCCGGGCCCCCUCUCAGGGUUCCCCAUUUCCCAGUGUGUGGGUACAUUGGGAGGGACACAGGAAUGUGUCUCCCCUUCACCUGAGUCCCCUUCCCCAGUCUGCUCCCUCUGACACUCAGCCAAGGACUUCCUGUAGGUCCCAGGUCAGGGCCCAGAAGAGCCUGGACGGUUGCCACUGUGCUUGUGGGGGAGGCACUUCCCUUUCCUGAGCUCCAGGAUCCUGCAGGAGGAAGCAGGGAAGUUGGGUGGGGGCAGCAGAGGGUGUGCUGGCUGUGGCUGGCCUGACUCUCCUAGUAACACUGGGCCUUUCUUGCUUAGCCUUACUGGGGUGCCAGAGGCCUGGGCUGAGGAGCUUGGCAGCGAGGUAUUUGGGGAAGUGAGGCCUGGGGUGGACCAGGCAGGCUAUGGUCUGUGCCUCAGCUGGGAAGGCAGCUCUCUCCCAUCCAGAGGUUUCCCUGGGUUCUGGAAAGAGCCCUUUCCUACCACUGCCCUGGCUUACUUGUUCCCUGCUUUUCAACCCCCAAGUUUUCACCUCCAGUCCCUUUCCCAAGGCAGCAGAGAGCAUGGGGAAGGGGCUAUGGGAAGGGGCUAUGAGCUCUGGGCAGGAAGUUUCUAGGCUGCAUCUCACCUGGCCUGGGUGCAUCUGCCCGGAUAAGGGGUGUCAGGGAUAAGCUCCAGAUGGCUCUCUCCACGAUAGCUCCUGCUCUCCCAGGGGCCCCGGUGUGGGCCACAACCCGGCCCCUUGCCAUGGAGUCCAUGUUUGAGGACGACAUCAGCAUCCUGACCCAGGAGGCCCUGGGACCCAGUGAGGUGUGGCUGGAUGGUUCUGGAGACCCCUCACUGGGGGAGGAUAUGUGCUCUGCCUCCCACUUUGCCCUCAUCACAGCCUAUGGAGACAUCAAGGAGCGGCUGGGGGGCCUGGAAAGAGAGAAUGCCACCCUCCGCCGCCGCCUCAAAGUCUACGAGAUCAAGUACCCACUGAUCAGUGACUUUGGAGAGGAGCAUGGCUUCUCUCUGUAUGAAAUCAAGGAUGGCUCCCUGCUGGAGGUGGAGAAGGUCAGUUUGCAGCAGCGACUCAACCAGUUCCAGCAUGAGUUGCAGAAAAAUAAAGAGCAGGAAGAACAGCUCGGGGAGAUGAUCCAGGCUUACGAGAAACUCUGUGUGGAGAAGAGCGACUUAGAGACGGAGCUAGGGGAGAUGCGCGCUUUGGUGGAGACCCACCUGCGGCAGAUCUGUGGUUUGGAGCAGCAGCUUCGGCAACAGCAAGGUCUCCAGGAUGCAGCCUUCUCCACACUGAGCCCUCCACCAGCCCCUGCCCCUCCCUGUGCUGAUCUGGACCUACAUUACCUGGCAGUGAGAGGGGGCUCUGGCUUGAGUCAUGCAGGCUGGCCAGGUCCCACACCCAGUGUGAGUGAACUGGAACGGCAGCAGCUAGAAGAGGCUCUGGAGGCUGCCCAGGGAGAGGCUCGGGGAGCUCAGCUCCGGGAAGAGCAGCUCCAGGCGGAGUGUGAACGGCUGCAGGGGGAGCUGAAGCAGUUGCAGGAGACCAGGGCCCAGGAUCUGGCUUCCAACCAGUCGGAGCGGGACAUGGCAUGGGUGAAAAGAGUUGGGGACGAUCAGGUGAAUUUGGCACUGGCCUACACAGAACUGACAGAGGAGCUGGGUCGGCUUCGGGAGUUGAGUUCCCUGCAGGGGAGGAUAUUGAGGACCCUGUUGCAGGAGCAGGCCCGGAACGGUGGCCAGAGGCACUCGCCAUUGUCGCAGCGCCACUCCCCGGCCCCCCAGUGUCCCUCUCCCUCCCCGCCUGCCCGGGCCGCGCCCCCGUGUCCCCCUUGUCAGUCCCCGGUCCCGCAGCGCCGCUCUCCCGUGCCCCCGUGCCCCUCGCCCCAGCAGCGCCGUUCGCCGGCCUCGCCCUCCUGCCCAUCACCCGUCCCACAACGCCGCUCGCCGGUGCCGCCGCCGUGCCAGUCCCCCAGUCCGCAGCGCCGCUCCCCGGUGCCCCCCAGCUGCCCGGCCCCCCAGCCCCGGCCCCCGCCGCCGCCGCCCGGGGAGAGGACGCUGGCCGAGCGCGCCUACGCCAAGCCGCCCAGCCACCACGUGAAGGCCGGCUUCCAGGGCCGCCGCAGCUACUCGGAGCUGACGGAGGGUGCGGCCUACGCGGGCGCCUCCCCGCCCUGGCUGCAGGCCGAGGCGGCCACGCUCCCCAAGCCCCGGGCCUACGGCGAGCUCUACGGCCCCGGCAGGCCCCUCAGCCCGCGGCGCGCCUUCGAGGGCAUCCGGCUGCGCUUUGAGAAGCAACCGUCGGAGGAGGACGAGUGGGCUGUGCCCACCAGCCCGCCCAGCCCCGAGGCGGGCACCAUCCGCUGCGCCUCCUUCUGCGCUGGCUUCCCAAUCCCCGAGUCACCCGCCGCCACCGCCUACGCCCACGCCGAGCACGCGCAGUCCUGGCCGUCCAUCAACCUGCUGAUGGAGACAGUGGGCUCUGACAUCCGCAGCUGCCCCCUCUGCCAACUGGGUUUUCCUGUUGGGUACCCAGAUGAUGCACUCAUCAAACACAUUGACUCCCACCUGGAGAACAGCAAGAUCUAGGGCACCAUCCCUACCCACUGGUUGUUUCUCUGCCAUCUCCUAUCACCCCUAAACACUCACUUUGAAUGCUGCAUGAAUCUUGUGGGGGGGCCCUGCCCCUUGCGACCCCCAGAUACCUCCACUAGCUACUGAGUCAACGUGUGUGCCGUCUUCCCUGGUCCAGGCACCACUCAGCUCUGGCUCUUCCUGGGAGGUCAGCCAAGGCUCCCUCAUACCCUCUUGGCUUCUGCUGGGAAGGUGGGGAUCUAGGCUGGGGUGUACCCCUCCAGGCCUCUCCCUCUGCCUUUCUGUUCUUAAACAGGGUUGUGUCCAAGAAGAUGUCUAGUGCUUAGAUCUGGGGGAGGAGGAGAGUGUCAGAGGACUCCAGGAGCUCCCAAGCUCCUCCUCAAUUGUCUGUCUUUGCUAGGCUGUGCUCUGUCCUGGGAGCACCUCCCUGUAGGGUCUCAGAGCCUGCCCUGUACACUGAUGCCCAGUUCUUCCAUCCCAUGGCUAACUUGAGGUUUGUGGCAUGGGCUUCCAUUAAGGGAAGGGGGCAUCUUGUUUCUUGCCAUUUCCUGAAGGCCAGCCCUGUUCUCUUUACCCUAUUUCCUGCUCUGGGGAAUAGAGAGGGUGGGACAGGAAAGGGAAGAUCCUAAAGAGGCUGUUCUGAGGGCCAAGGGCCCUGCACUAUGACCCUCAGGCCAGGGGACUGUCUGCCACAGGCCCAUGCCCUCCUCCGGGAGCCCCUGUCACUGAGGCACAGAUUGUCAAGGCAGACCCCUUCCCGUUUACCCCACUCAAGCCUCUGACAUCACACAUGGAGCCCAUGUGUGACUCAGCCUGUUAGCUGAGUGUGUGUCAGCAGCCCCUGCCUCCCCAGCCAGAACCUGAGAAUGGGCCCAGGGUGCUGUGGAGAUCAACUUCUAAAGAGCUAACCCCUCCCCACACCCCAUCACCCACAUUUCCUCUGUGAAAUCUACCUCAGAGUUGUACCCUCAGAAGGACGGGUAAGCAGGAGGCCAAGGGGUCCCCAAGGCUGAGGUGGGGAGCCUCCUAUGGCUAGAGCCUGCCUCCCCACAAUGAGUCUGUCCCCUCCACUUUGCGCCUCUCCCAGGUCUCAGCCCCAGGCAGGGGUAGUGGCCACUCCUGACAGCGCAUGUCCCACUCUGAUCCAACUCUUCCAGGCCACAGCUCCUCAUGUCCCUCUCCUCCAUAAUGUAGGGGAGUGAAGGGGCGUGUUGAACAGGGAAGGGCCACAGACUCCAGAGACACAUGUCAUCGAACCUUGAGUGUCCUCCAGGGAGGGAAAGGGGAAAGGGGGGCCUGAAGAGGGGAGGUGGGGGCCCCUGUGCUCUCUGAAAAAAUUUAAAAUCCAAAUAAAACUUAACUGUUCCA
Messenger RNA from Nycticebus coucang (slow loris), 4510 nucleotides. RefSeq names its product TBK1 binding protein 1 (gene TBKBP1). Lineage: Eukaryota; Metazoa; Chordata; Mammalia; Primates; Lorisidae. The record is from RefSeq and is a predicted model, not a curated record. Gene Ontology annotation, biological process: canonical NF-kappaB signal transduction. Bases 1226 to 3136 code for a protein of 636 amino acids. The transcript is spliced from 9 exons. Gene Ontology annotation, cellular component: cytoplasm.